Molecule: messenger RNA, 2257 nt
Organism: Schizosaccharomyces cryophilus OY26
Lineage: Eukaryota; Fungi; Ascomycota; Schizosaccharomycetes; Schizosaccharomycetales; Schizosaccharomycetaceae
Product: ribonuclease H70
Exons: 2
Coding region: 1-2022 (673 amino acids)
Cellular component (GO): nucleus
Molecular function (GO): exonuclease activity; nucleic acid binding
Source: RefSeq, a predicted model, not a curated record
AUGAAUGAAAACUCUCUAUUUUCAUCUUACUUACAUAAAUUUACCUUGAUAUUACUGUGUGUAUUUAUGGAUUAUUAUAACAAGUACAUGUAUAAUAUGCCUAAACACUGUGCAGACAAAUUAAUUUGUAGCGGAAUCCAAAUCAUGGCAGCCGUUCAAAUUGGGAUAAACAAGGAAGAAACUAUAGACGCUAAACAUGAAAAACAUCAGAUGGAGAAAAAGCAAAAAAAAUUGAAGCGAAAAGCAGAGACUGGCACUUCUUCAAGCGAUUCAUCGAAAUCUGGUAAAGAGUCGCCGGACGAGAAAGAUGAAGGCGAAAAGAAGAAAAAGAAGAAGAAAAAGCUGAAGAAGUCGAAACAACCACUUACCGACGAAAACUACCCAAGGUUGCAAUCUACAGAAAACAACUUGCAAAAGCCUAUAAAAAUUGCAGAUCUGCAAGAGCUUUUAUUCUGGUGCCUCGCCGAUGGACAAGCACCACCUUGGGUUUUGGUACGAAACAAACAACAUAUUCGUCGUGCAGUAGUUUUGCUGGUACCUGGUUUAGAACCUUCGCAAUUUGGAUUCAAACCAGUGAAGGGUGACAAGCGUUCGUUUUUGCUGCCUUCUCUUUUAAAGGAUGCAUGUCCCAGUGAACUAUCAGACUUUGAUGACAUUUUUAAACAAGCAUGGCCGACUCGAUCUCCUGGAGACCGAUAUCGAGUAUUCUCUCCUGUAAAUGCUUUUUUGCAAUCGGUUUUAAGCAAUGAACAAAAAAAGAAGAGAGACCGAGAAAUGAAAUCCAUGUCGAAGUCCAGUAAGCCGGAAGAUUACCUCAUGUCUUAUGAGUCUUUUAUUGAAGAUGAAUAUCCUCUUCAUCCUACCAUCAAUCUUGAUUCAGAGCCCGUCGAGCUUCCUGAUGGUUGGGUUGCUUCCAACGCCGAUUUCCAUCAACGCCCACAAAAUACAAUCAUCAUCGCUAUGGAUUGCGAGAUGGUAAAGACUGAAAGUGGUUCCGAAAUUGCUCGUGUGACCCUUGUCGAUAUGAAAAACGAAGUCUUGUAUGAUGAGCUAGUCAAGCCAGAUUUCGCAAUUACCGAUUAUGUGACCCAAUUUUCUGGUAUAACUGAGGAAAAACUGGCUCCAGUCACAACUAGGCUGGAAGAUGUGCAUACUUAUUUACAGAAAACAAUUGACAAUAAUGUGGUUUUACUGGGACAUAGCCUUAACUCGGAUCUCGGUUGCCUUCGUUUUGUUCAUCCUCAUAUUAUAGAUACAGCUAACAUCUAUAAUCACACACGUGGUCCUCCUUCAAAGCCGUCGCUAAAAUGGUUGGCUUCGAAGUGGCUGCAUAAAGAAAUCCAGAAGGUUGGAGCUUUGGGUCACGAUUCAGCAGAAGAUGCCACGACGUGUAUCGAACUUUUGAAAUUAAAAUUAAAAAAUGGUCCUGGCUUUGGUUUGUUUAAUCAAGAUUUUGAAUCUAUUUUUCAUCGCCUUUCACGACAGCAGCCUACACCAUUAAUUGGCGCAGUUGCUGACUAUGGAAAUCCGGAAGCCUGCAUUGGAAAAGCGGCCCACAAAAACGUAUCUUGUUCAAAUGAUGAUGAAAUUAUCAGUGCUGCCGUUACUUUGUCUGAUAUGCACAACUUCGUUUGGGCCCGAUUGCGGGAAGUAGAGCAGGUGGCUCGAUGGAACGUUAAUAGAGGAAAUCAGAAACAAAACGAUAGCACGGAUUCUGAUACAAGUGCUGGAGAGCAAGAUAACGAUGAAGUAAAUCUUUCUCAAGCAUUUGUUCACUUGAAUAGAAGAAUUCGACUUUUGUACGAUUCUCUUCCAACUGGUACGCUUUUCAUGAUUUAUACUGGAACAGGAAAUCCUAUAGAGAUGUCUAGAUUGAACGGGAUUCGCCAAAACUUCCGAAAAGAGUAUCAAACAAAAAAAUGGGACGAGCUGUCAGUACAUUGGACAGAUGAAGAAAAUGUAAAACUUAUUAACUCCGUCGAAAGCACUCGGAACGGUCUUUCCUUUUUUACCAUAAAGUAGAAAGGAAUUUGGAUUUUUUAGAGGUUUACAAGUCUGAUGCUGGUUGUUUAGACCUUUUGUACAACACACAUGAAUAAUCUAUAUCAUGCGAGGUUUUUGGGUUUAAUUACAUUCAUGGAAUGUGGUAAUCAUUUAGAUAUACAUAAUACCUUUUGAAAUUUUAGGAUCAAUGGUACGUGAUUUUCAAGGAGAAUAUUAGAAAAGUAGUAGUAGUAAGUAUCAAAUUUCAUAAACA